AUGGGUAACACACAAAAAAAACCAGAUCUCCUAGAUGUAGCUAUGGAUCUCAAGAUGACAGCUAGAUCACUGGAAAAGCAAUCUCAAAAAGUGGAGCAAUUAGAAAAAGCUGAGAGAAAGAAGAUUCUUGAUGCUAUGAAUAAAAACAACAUGGAGAGUGCAAAGAUUUUUGCAGAAAACGUCAUCAGAAAUAGAAAGGAAGCACUUAACCUGAAGAGAUUCGGAAUUAAGAUGGGAGCUUUGGCUGCUAAAUUAGAAUCAGCAUAUAGAACUCAAUAAAUCUCAGAGACCAUCUCGAAAACAGUUCCAAUGCUUCAUAAUUGCAUGAAGAAGAUGGAUACACUCGGGAUCGGUGCUAGCAUCUCUGAAUUUGAGAAUGUAUUUGAAUCUCUAGAUGUUAAAACUGAGGAGUUAAAUGGUGCUCUAGAGAAUGUCUAUGCUACCACUAUAGAUUAGGGAGAAGUGAAUAGUCUUCUUCAAGAAAUGAAAGAGGCUCAUGGUAUUGAAGUUGGCUCAGGUCUAUAGAAUGCUAACUCCAAUGGCAUACAGAACUCAAAUGCUCAAGUUAAUGACAUUGAUGAGAUGCAAAAAAAACUAGAUCAACUAAAGCAUAUGUGA
This is a messenger RNA of Stylonychia lemnae, 618 nucleotides long. NCBI's taxonomy places the organism in Eukaryota, Ciliophora, Spirotrichea, Sporadotrichida, Oxytrichidae. The record is from the annotation of a GenBank genome assembly.